Callorhinchus milii (elephant shark) is the source of this 1507-nucleotide messenger RNA. RefSeq names its product pseudouridylate synthase 7 homolog-like protein. The transcript is spliced from 5 exons. The record is from RefSeq and is a predicted model, not a curated record. NCBI's taxonomy places the organism in Eukaryota, Metazoa, Chordata, Chondrichthyes, Chimaeriformes, Callorhinchidae. Gene Ontology annotation, biological process: pseudouridine synthesis. Gene Ontology annotation, molecular function: pseudouridine synthase activity; RNA binding. Bases 35 to 1507 code for a protein of 490 amino acids.
UUACUUUCUUUAAAGCUCUGAAUGAAGUUCAGGGAUGGAGGAAGAAUUGCGGCUCUCGGAUGGCAGUGUAUCUGCUCCCUCCACGUGCUGGCUCAACCCUCACACCGGAUUCUUUGGCACCAUUAAGAACUCCCCGAGCGACUUUGUGGUGACGGAGAUCAGCUUGUGCGGGUGCAUGGUAAGCGAUGUUCACUCUGAGAGCUGCAGAGGCGCUGAGGAAACUGACCAAGAGCCCUGUGUGCCAUUCCGCAAAAGACUAAAGAAGGCAGAAGAAAUUUGGGACAAUGUUGGGUCAGUGGAGAGCUCUUCUGGGUGUUUAAGUCUCGGAGGUUCCGAAGGUCUCGAAGACAGUUGCAGUGAGGCUACUGGUUGUAAUUCACCAGGUUCUGUCUUUCGGUCAGUGAAACUGGCUCCGGGCAGUGCCUUGGAUUCCUUCCUGGACGUGGCUGUGGCUGACUCGCUGGAGAGAUUUGCCCGUUUAGUUGAAGCAUGGAUCACACAGGAGGAGGGAGAUGGGGAAGGGACGGUCUUCUCCCUCGGAGUAUUUCCUGACAAAAGCCACCGAGCAGACAUCCACCGUGCCGUCCGUCAAAAAUACCCCUUCCUCAAGACGCUGACGAUUGGGGCCGAAAUCCUAGUCAAGCCGGACGGGAACUACUCCGGGCUCAGUCGCCUGCUCUCCCGGCGGGAAGCUGGUGACUUUCUCCGCUUCCUGGACUCCAGGGAUAAAAAUUCCACAUUUACCUUCAGCCCAGAUGGCAGCAAGGACCACAGGAAAGCCGUCCACCAUUUUGUCAGCAAGCGCUUUGGGAAAAUGGUGGAAGCAAAAAGCUUUCCAGAGCGCGGAGGCGACGGUGGCCACCAGAGGGCAGCGAUUACUGUUCGAUUCCGGGAGAGAUUUGCUUUCGGUAAGAAACGCAGUGCAGAUGAUUGUCCGGAGGCACCAGCGACCUACACAGCCUUCACACUUCGUAAGGAAAACACGGAAACCCUGGACGCUAUCGGUAUCCUGGCGGCAGAACUUGGUGUCGUGCCAUCAGAUUUCAGCUAUGCCGGCAUUAAAGAUAAGAAGGCGGUGUCUUUCCAGACUGUGGUGGUGAAGAACGUAACACCCAGGAGGUUAGAUGUGAAGAAGGCGAGGCUACAGAGCAAAGGUUUGAAGGUGUAUAACAUCCGCCUGGCCCCUCAGCACCUGCGCCUUGGCCAACUCUGGGGAAACCAUUUCAAUAUUGUGGUGAGAGGUGUCCGCAAGCACCAGGGGGAUGAUCCUGAGGCAAGUCUCUCUGAUCGGGUGCUGGAAGCUAUUCACAACGUCAAGGAAAAGGGCUUUGUGAAUUUCUAUGGACUGCAGCGAUUUGGAUUGGGGCAGAAUGUUCAGGCAGAUCAAAUUGGUUUGGCUCUACUUAAGGAACAUUUGCACAUUAAGAAUAAUAAAGAUACAAACAAGUAUGAAGGCUGGCCGGAGGUUUUAGAAAUGGAAGGAUGUGUUCCUCAGAAAAAAGAUUAA